UGUUAUCUUUGUUCCUCAUUUCAUUCCUCGGGCCCGUUUGAGAAGUCAGACCACACACUGUGUAAACGCCCACACGAGGGUGUGGUCACUCGAUGAAAAGCAGGACGGAGGAUCAAGUAGAACGAGACUGGAGUGUUUACGGGGCAUCGAGGCACCGGGCCAGGAACGAGAGAACAACCUGAAAAAGAAGAAUUAAAAAUGGAUCCGGUCUACUCAAAUGAGAAAUCACGAAUCGGUGAUCAGCCUCCAGCAUACCAGGCUGACAUGGGGUAUCCUUCAGCACCUUCUCAGGGUGUUUAUCCUGCUGCCCAGGGGUACGGUUCUACACCUUACCCAGGUCAGCCUUACUCAGGUCAGCCUUACCCAGGUCAGCCUUACGGAGGAGCUCCGGCGUACCCCGGCCAGCCCGCCGUCACCACCCAACCUACCAUCCUCGUGACCUCGGUGACUCCAGUUAGCCAUGUUCCUGAUUACCUGGGUUACUCCAUCUUCACCCUGCUGUGCUGCUGCCUGCCCCUCGGCAUCGCCGCCCUCAUUUACUCCAUCAACACUCGAGACGCCAACAUGACCGGCAACACAGAUCUGGCAUUGAAAAACUCAAAAAUGUCACGGCUCCUGAACAACAUCGCUCUGGGGAUCGGGAUCGCCUUCAUCGUCCUCUAUAUCAUCAUCGUCGCCGUCACAGUUUCAAACGCCGGGAAAAUACACCAUGGUGACUGAAACACCAAAAAUCUUUAGCAAGAUGCAAUUAUUGAUUAUGAAAAAUAUUAACUUUUAUAUUGCUUAAUGAUACAUUUUAUAUGUCUAGGUGAUUUACUUUUAUCCCAAAUAAUAGUGAGCGUUUAAAUAUAAGUGGCAGCCGAGUCCUGUACUGUAUAAACAUCCUGUGCAUGUUUAUGCUUUAUACGUUUGUACUAUAUACACACUAGAAUUCUGUUCCUGUAUUUAAAUGUAUAAUAAUAUGAUAAUUGCUAAUUGUUAUAUCCCUAAUCAUUAUACCAUAUCACCUGUCUGUUAUUGUUAGAUCACUGUCCCUAAUAAACUGGCAACUUGGUGUGUAUUCCUUAUUUGUAUACUGUACUUCAUUUUAUAUUUUAUUUUUAAGAUACAUGGAAAAAGUUGAAUUUACGUUAACAAAAAAACAAAACAAAACAUGACUGUUUAACUGAUGCUGUGAAAAAACAAAGAUACGAAUUGUAACCCCGCCCCUAAAACCUGUUCAUUAUGGUGUAAACUGUCAGACAUUUGCAAAUAUAAAUAAAUAUCUGAAAGAUCUUCA
Messenger RNA from Clarias gariepinus (North African catfish), 1279 nucleotides. RefSeq names its product synapse differentiation-inducing gene protein 1-like. The transcript is spliced from 2 exons. Lineage: Eukaryota; Metazoa; Chordata; Actinopteri; Siluriformes; Clariidae. Gene Ontology annotation, cellular component: membrane. The record is from RefSeq and is a predicted model, not a curated record. The coding region runs from base 199 to 720 and encodes 173 amino acids.